Messenger RNA from Capra hircus (goat), 1030 nucleotides. Its product is annotated as lymphocyte antigen 6E-like. Bases 20 to 349 code for a protein of 109 amino acids. The record is from RefSeq and is a predicted model, not a curated record. Gene Ontology annotation, molecular function: acetylcholine receptor inhibitor activity. The transcript has 3 exons. NCBI's taxonomy places the organism in Eukaryota, Metazoa, Chordata, Mammalia, Artiodactyla, Bovidae.
AGCUGGAGGAUACCCCACAAUGAGGCCACUCCUGGUGCUUCUGCUUCUGGCCACGCUGUGCACUGACCUGGCCCGGGCCCUGCAGUGCGAGCCUCUGGUGGAGUGUGCCCCGCCCGACAAGUACUGUGUGAUUACUCGGGCCGCCAGCCCCGGGGGCGUCCUGGUCAUGAAGUCCUGCGCCCCGACCUGCCCCAACAGCACCGUGACCUCGGAUGGCCUGGCCCUCUCUGUCUCCUGCUGCCGGGACAACCAGUGCAGCAGCAGCGCGGCCACGGGCCUGCCGGGCGGCGCAGGCGCCCUGUGGGUCACCGCCAGCCUGCUGUGGACUCUGCUCUGGGCGGCCUGCUGAGCCCAGUCUCACCCGAGCCCUCGCAGCCUGCGUGGGGUCCGCCCUCAGCACUUGUCUCCCCGUCUCUCCUCCCUGCCUUCCCCAGGCCCCACCAGCCCCCUCCCAAGAGCAGCUCUCCCUGCCGCAGGGAACCAUCAGCAUGGACACACCCUCACCCGGCCUUCUCCUGGGUUCCAGGGGUCCCCUAGCCAUCCAGCAGUGGGAAGGGCACCUGGAUUCUCCCCAGCCCCUUCCAGCCCACUUGAGGGGCUCCCGCUGUGGAGCCCCUCUCCCUCAGGCCGUGCCUCUCGGGCCCCCUGUGCUCUGCGACCCCCGCUCCAGCUGUUCCUGUGCAGGCGAGGCAGGCCUGAGAGCAGGGCUUUGCACGCACCCCUCCAGCCACUCCUGCCCCAUGAGGACUCCUGCUCACCCGCCCGCCUGUCCGUUGCUCAGCUGGAGCACCCACGCCUCACAGACCCAGGGGACGUCCUCGGGGCCAGUGGGCCUGCCUCCUCGGGCUCUCACGCUGGGGCUCGGGGUGCGGAAGUCCAGGGGUGGGAUGGGGUUUCUGGAAAGUCACCAGCACCCCUGCCAGCCCCUGCCAGGUUGGCUGACCACGGCGGGGAUGGGCCUGUCUCCCCGAGGGCUUUCUCCCAGAUGUCAAGAGAGAAGGAAUAAAGCCGCAAGGCGGCUCUCAGCUCA